AUGGCAGAUGCAAAACCUGUUACAGUGAUGCGACUAAUGAAAUUUGCUUUUGCUCGCUUUAGAAUAUAUGCAAUAAUCGUUGCUUCAAUCUCUUCAGAACACAUGAGCGAUUGUUCCCGGAGAGGAAGCACCCCUGAGAUUAUUACCAGACGGGGCUUCUGCUUGGGCGUCCUUACUGAUGGCGUCGACCGCAAUUCCGAGGCCUUUGCUACAAACUCUAAUUCCAUGGCGGACUUGAUUUCCGAACUCCAAUCUCAUGUAGCCAAGGUACUUUCGGGUGGUGGAGCCGAGGCAGUGAGGAGGAACAGGAGUAGGAAUAAGCUUCUACCCAGGGAAAGAAUUGAUCGCCUAAUUGAUCCUGGCGCUUCAUUCCUUGAGCUUUCACAGCUUGCAGGGCAUGAAUUAUAUGGAGAACCUCUGCCUUCUGCCGGGAUUAUUACUGGAAUAGGUCCAGUGCACGGGCAGCUUUGUAUGUUUGUCGCAAAUGAUCCUACGGUUAAGGGAGGGACUUACUAUCCCAUUACUGUUAAGAAACAUCUUAGGGCACAGGAGAUUGCUGCUCAAUGCAAGUUGCCCUGCAUAUAUCUUGUUGAUAGUGGAGGUGCUUUCCUUCCGAAGCAGGCUGAUGUCUUCCCAGACAAAGAAAACUUUGGAAGAAUAUUCUAUAACCAGGCUAUCAUGUCGGCUGAAGGCAUUCCACAAAUUGCACUGGUAUUAGGUUCUUGCACUGCGGGGGGUGCCUACAUACCUGCCAUGGCUGAUGAAAGUGUAAUGGUCAAGGGAAAUGGAACCAUUUUUUUGGCAGGGCCUCCUCUUGUGAAGGCUGCAACUGGGGAAGAGGUCUCCGCCGAGGAUUUGGGGGGUGCAAGUGUUCACUGCAAGACAUCAGGUGUUUCAGAUUAUUUUGCUCAAGAUGAACUGCAUGCACUGGCUCUUGGGAGGAACAUCAUCAAGAACUUGCACAUGGCUGGGAAAGACGUCUUGGGAAAUGGAUUGCAAAAUGUAAAAUAUGAAUAUAAAGAGCCUCUAUUUGAUGCCAAUGAACUUCGCUCUAUUGCUCCAACUGAUCUUAAGCAGCAAUUUGAUAUUCGAUCAGUUAUUGCUCGGAUUGUAGAUGGAAGUGAAUUUGAUGAAUUCAAAAAAUUAUAUGGCACUACUCUUGUAACAGGCUUUGCAAGAAUAUUUGGACAGCCUGUUGGAAUUCUUGGAAACAAUGGAAUUUUAUUUAAUGAAUCUGCUCUAAAAGGGGCUCAUUUCAUUGAAAUAUGUACUCAGCGAAACAUUCCUUUGGUCUUCCUUCAGAACAUCACUGGGUUUAUGGUUGGCUCAAAAUCUGAGGCAAAUGGCAUAGCAAAAUCUGGAGCAAAAAUGGUAAUGGCUGUUUCUUGUGCAAAGGUACCUAAAAUCACUGUAGUUGUUGGUGGGAGCUUUGGUGCUGGAAACUAUGCAAUGUGUGGUCGUGCAUACAGCCCCAAUUUCAUGUUCUUUUGGCCAAAUGCUAGAAUAUCUGUGAUGGGUGGUGCUCAGGCUGCUGGAGUGCUUGCCCAAAUUGAGAAAGC
Molecule: messenger RNA, 1559 nt
Organism: Neltuma alba
Lineage: Eukaryota; Viridiplantae; Streptophyta; Magnoliopsida; Fabales; Fabaceae
Product: methylcrotonoyl-CoA carboxylase beta chain, mitochondrial
Biological process (GO): L-leucine catabolic process
Cellular component (GO): methylcrotonoyl-CoA carboxylase complex; mitochondrion
Molecular function (GO): methylcrotonoyl-CoA carboxylase activity
Source: RefSeq, a predicted model, not a curated record